Messenger RNA from Ictidomys tridecemlineatus (thirteen-lined ground squirrel), 13866 nucleotides. It is a transcript of the gene Unc80, whose product is annotated as unc-80 subunit of NALCN channel complex. Gene Ontology annotation, molecular function: monoatomic cation channel activity. Lineage: Eukaryota; Metazoa; Chordata; Mammalia; Rodentia; Sciuridae. Gene Ontology annotation, biological process: monoatomic cation homeostasis. Gene Ontology annotation, cellular component: axon; cation channel complex. The record is from RefSeq and is a predicted model, not a curated record.
GGGGAUGAGAGUUGGGGGGAGCAGCGGGAGGAGGAGGAGGCGGCGGCUAGCGAGGAGCCGGCGCUGGGUCCUGCAGUAGGGCUCCCGGGAGCCACCAUCAUGGUGAAGAGGAAGAGCUCCGAGGGCCAGGAGCAGGACAGCGGCCGCGGCAUCCCGCUGCCCAUCCAGACCUUCCUGUGGCGCCAAACCAGUGCAUUUUUGAGGCCUAAACUGGGGAAGCAAUAUGAAGCUUCUUGUGUGUCCUUUGAACGAGUGUUGGUGGAAAACAAGCUGCAUGGCCUCUCUCCAGCCCUUUCUGAAGCCAUCCAGAGCAUUUCCAGAUGGGAACUGGUGCAAGCUGCUUUGCCUCAUGUUCUCCACUGUACUGCAACCCUGCUUUCCAACCGGAACAAGCUAGGCCACCAAGAUAAGCUCGGUGUCGCUGAGACCAAACUUCUUCACACCCUGCACUGGAUGCUCCUAGAGGCUCCCCAGGACUGCAACAGUGAGCGGUUUGGGGGCACAGACCGAGGCUCCAGCUGGGGUGGCAGCAGCAGCGCUUUCAUCCACCAGAUUGAAAACCAGGGUUCUCCAGGUCAGCCCUGCCAGAGCAGCUCCAAUGAUGAAGAGGAGAACAACCGGAGGAAGAUCUUCCAGAACUCCAUGUCUACUGUGGAGCUCUUUGUGUUUCUGUUUGCUCCUCUGGUACACAGGAUUAAGGAAUCUGACCUCACCUUCCGAUUGGCCAGUGGGCUUGUUAUAUGGCAGCCUAUGUGGGAGCACAGACAGCCGGAAGUCUCUGGCUUCACAGCAUUGGUAAAACCCAUCAGGAACAUCAUUACAGCCAAGAGAAGUUCUCCUAUAAACAGUCAAAGUCUGACCUGUGAAUCACCAAAUCAGGAGACAAGACACCGAGAGGGACUCCAGGUGGUCUGUGAAACUUUGCAGUCUGAUUCUAUCUCACCCAAGGCCACCAUUUCAGGCUGCCACCGAGGAAACUCCUUUGAUGGAAGCUUGUCCUCCCAAACUUCCCAGGAAAGAGGCCCAUCACAUUCCAGGGCCUCUCUGGUGAUACCUCCAUGCCAAAGAUCCCGCUAUGCCACCUACUUUGAUGUUGCUGUUCUCCGCUGCCUACUCCAGCCCCACUGGUCUGAAGAAGGCACCCAGUGGUCUCUGAUGUACUAUCUACAAAGACUGAGGCAUAUGUUGGAAGAGAAGCCAGAGAAGGCUCCAGAGCCAGAUAUUCCUCUCCUGCCCAGACCCAGGAGUAGCUCAAUGGUGGCGGCAGCACCCUCACUAGUGAACACUCACAAAACCCAAGAUCUCACCAUGAAGUGUAAUGAAGAAGAAAAAUCUCUUAGCCCUGAGGCCUUUUCCAAGGUUUCAUUGACCAAUCUGCGCAGGUCUGCAGUACCAGAUCUUUCUUCAGACCUGGGCAUGAACAUUUUUAAAAAGUUCAAGAGCCGUAAAGAAGACCGAGAGAGGAAAGGCUCCAUUCCAUUCCACCACACCGGGAAGAGGAGGCCCCGAAGAAUGGGUGUGCCAUUCCUGCUUCAUGAGGACCACCUGGAUGUGUCCCCCACUCGUAGCACAUUCUCCUUUGGAAGUUUCUCUGGGCUUGGAGAAGACAGGCGAGGCAUCGAAAAAGGAGGCUGGCCAACUACCAUUUUAGGGAAACUGACGCGGCGGGGCAGUUCAGAUGCAGCUACUGAGAUGGAGAGCCUGAGCGCCAGGCACUCCCACUCCCACCACACUCUGGUGAGCGACCUGCCUGACCCCUCCAACAGCCACGGAGAAAACACAGUCAAGGAAGUGCGAUCCCAGAUCUCUACUAUCACAGUAGCAACCUUCAAUACCACAUUGGCAUCAUUCAACGUAGGCUACGCAGACUUUUUCAAUGAGCAUAUGAGGAAGCUCUGCAACCAAGUGCCUAUCCCAGAGAUGCCUCACGAACCGCUGGCCUGUGCUAACCUGCCUCGAAGCCUCACAGACUCCUGCAUUAAUUACAGCUACCUGGAGGACACAGAGCAUAUCGAUGGGACCAACAACUUUGUCCACAAGAAUGGAAUGCUUGAUCUUUCCGUGGUUCUGAAGGCUGUUUAUCUUGUCCUUAACCAUGACAUCAGCUCUCGCAUCUGUGAUGUGGCACUAAACAUUGUGGAAUGCUUGCUUCAACUUGGUGUAGUACCAUGUGUAGAAAAGAACAGAAAGAAGAGUGAAAACAAGGAAAAUGAGACUGUGGAAAAGAGACCAAGUGAAGGAACUUUCCAGUUCAAAGGAGUAUCUGGAAGUUCUACCUGUGGAUUUGGGGGCCCUUCCAUUAGUGGAGCUGGAGAUGGUGGAGGAGAAGAAGGAGGAGGUGGUGAUGGAGGUGGAGGAGGUGAUGGAGGAGGAGGUGGAGGAGGUGGAGGAGGCCCUUAUGAGAAGAAUGAUAAGAACCAAGAGAAGGAUGAAAGUACACCUGUAAGCAACCAUAGGCUUGCUCUCACCAUGCUCAUCAAAAUAGUGAAGUCUCUGGGAUGUGCCUAUGGUUGCGGAGAAGGACACCGAGGGAUCUCGGGAGAUCGUCUGAGACACCAGGUAUUCCGAGAGAAUGCCCAGCACUGCCUCACUAAGCUAUACAAGCUAGAUAAGAUGCAAUUCCGACAAACCAUGAGGGACUAUGUGAACAAGGACUCUCUGAAUAAUGUAGUGGACUUCUUGCAUGCUUUGCUAGGAUUUUGUAUGGAGCCGGUCACUGACAACAAGGCUGGGUUUGGAAAUAACUUCACCACAGUGGACAACAAAUCCUCCGCCCAAAACGUGGAAGGCAUUAUCGUCAGUGCCAUGUUUAAAUCCCUCAUCACCCGCUGUGCCUCCACCACACACGAACUGCACAGUCCUGAGAAUCUGGGAUUAUAUUGUGACAUCCGUCAGCUGGUCCAGUUCAUCAAAGAAGCUCAUGGUAAUGUCUUCAGGAGAGUGGCUCUUAGUGCUUUGCUUGACAGUGCUGAGAAGUUAGCACCAGGGAAAAAAGUGGAAGAGAAUGAACAGGAACCUAAGCCUGCAGGCAGUAAAAGGUCAGAGGCGGGAAGCAUUGUGGAUAAAGGCCAGGUGUCCUCCGCCCCUGAGGAAUGUCGCAGCUUCAUGUCUGGUCGCCCCUCACAGACUCCAGAGCACGAUGAACAAAUGCAAGGGGGCAACCUGGGGCGGAAAGAUUUCUGGCGCAAGAUGUUCAAAUCACAGAGUGCAGCAAGUGACACCAGCAGCCAGUCUGAGCAGGACACCUCAGAAUGCACCACUGCCCACUCAGGGAACACCUCCGACAGGCGUGCCCGCUCACGGUCCCGCAGAAUUUCCCUCCGGAAGAAGCUUAAACUCCCCAUAGGUAAAAGAAACUGGCUGAAACGAUCCUCCCUCUCGGGCCUGGCAGAUGGUGUGGAGGACCUCCUGGACAUCAGCUCUGUGGACCGCCUGUCUUUCAUCAGGCAAAGCUCCAAGGUCAAAUUCACCAGUGCUGUAAAGCUUUCAGAAAGUGGGCCAGGAAGUGGAAUGGAAAAUGGAAGAGAAGAGGAGGAUAAUUUCUUCAAACGUCUUGGUUGCCAUAGUUUUGAUGACCAUCUUUCUCCCAACCAAGAUGGUGGAAAAAGCAAAAAUGUGGUGAAUCUUGGAGCAAUCCGACAAGGCAUGAGACGCUUCCAGUUUCUGUUAAACUGCUGUGAGCCAGGGACAAUACCUGAUGCAUCCAUUCUGGCAGCCGCUUUGGAUCUAGAAGCCCCUGUGGUGGCCCGAGCAGCCUUGUUCCUGGAAUGUGCCCGUUUUGUUCACCGCUGCAACAGAGGCAACUGGCCAGAGUGGAUGAAAGGGCACCAUGUGAACAUUACUAAGAAGGGCCUUUCCCGGGGACGGUCCCCCAUCGUGGGCAACAAGCGGAACCAGAAGCUGCAGUGGAAUGCUGCCAAGCUCUUCUACCAGUGGGGAGACGCAAUUGGCGUCCGGUUGAAUGAGCUGUGUCAUGGGGAGAGUGAGAGCCCAGCCAACCUGCUAGGCCUCAUUUAUGAUGAGGAGACCAAGAGGAGACUGAGAAAGGAGGAUGAGGAGGAAGACUUUUUAGAUGACAGUAAGGAGACUCCCUUUACUACAAGAACCCCUGCUUGUACUGUGAACCCCUCUAAAUGUGGCUGCCCCUUUGCCUUGAAGAUGGCAGCUUGUCAGCUUCUCCUGGAGAUUACCACCUUCCUGAGAGAGACCUUUUCUUGCCUGCCCAGACCUCGUACUGAGCCACUGGGGUUGUGUGGGAUUCGAGGGAGGCUUGCCACAAGACCAAUGCAGCGCUGGGAGAUACCAGCACGCACGUGCUCCUCACUGACAUUUCAGGACUUGGAGAGCUGCAGACUUCGUCUGGAUCCUGAGUUGGACCGGCACAGAUAUGAAAGGAAGAUCAGCUUCGCAGGGGUCCUGGAUGAAAAUGAAGAUUCAAAAGAUUCUCUCCAUAGCAGCAGCCACACCCUCAAAUCAGACACAGGGGUGGAAGAGAAGAAAGUUCCCAGCAGGAAGAUCAGGAUAGGAGGUUCUCGCCUGCUCCAGAUUAAAGGAACCCGCAGUUUCCAGGUGAAGAAGGGGGGUUCCUUGUCCAGCAUUCGCCGAGUCGGCAGCUUAAAGAGCAGCAAGUUAUCACGUCAGGACUCAGAGUCUGAGGCUGAGGAGCUGCAGCUGUCCCAGAGCAGGGACACUGUCACUGACCUAGAAGGGAGUCCUUGGAGUGCAAGUGAGCCCAGCAUUGAGCCAGAGGGAAUGAGCACUGCUGGCACCGAGGAGAACUACCACAGGAACAUGUCCUGGCUUCACGUCAUGAUCUUGCUAUGCAAUCAACAGAGUUUCAUCUGCACGCAUGUGGACUACUGUCAUCCACACUGCUAUCUGCACCACAGCCGCUCCUGUGCCCGGCUGGUCAGGGCCAUUAAGCUGCUGUACGGAGACAGCUUAGACUCCCUGAGGGAGAGCAGCAACACCAGCAAUGUGGCUCUGCGGGGCAAGAAACAGAAAGAGUGCUCAGAUAAGUCAUGCCUGAGGACACCUUCCCUGAAGAAGAGAGCUUCAGAUGCCAACCUGGAAGGAAAAAAGGAUUCUGGGAUGCUGAAAUACAUCCGACUUCAGGUGAUGAGCUUGUCGCCUGCUCCUUUAUCUCUUUUAAUCAAGGCAGCUCCAAUUCUGACAGAGGAGAUGUAUGGUGAUAUCCAGCCAGCAGCCUGGGAGCUCCUGCUCAGCAUGGAUGAGCACAUGGCAGGGGCAGCAGCUGCCAUGUUCCUGCUGUGUGCUGUGAAGGUUCCUGAAGCCGUGUCUGACAUGUUGAUGUCAGAGUUCCACCACCCAGAGACUGUGCAGAGACUGAAUGCUGUCCUCAAAUUCCACACGCUCUGGAGGUUUCGCUAUCAGGUUUGGCCCCGGAUGGAGGAGGGAGCACAGCAGAUUUUUAAGAUCCCGCCUCCCAGUAUCAACUUCACCCUGCCCUCCCCAGUGCUUGGAAUGCCAUCUGUCCCAAUGUUUGACCCUCCAUGGGUCCCUCAGUGCAGUGGGAGUGUCCAGGACCCCAUUAAUGAAGAUCAGUCUAAAUCCUUUUCUGCCCGGGCUGUCUCUCGCUCUCAUCAAAGAGCAGAACAUAUCUUAAAGAACUUGCAGCAGGAGGAAGAGAAGAAACGCCUGGGUCGAGAAGCCAGCCUCAUUACUGCCAUCCCCAUCACCCAGGAGGCUUGCUAUGAGCCCACCUGCACACCCAACUCAGAGCCGGAAGAAGAAGUAGAAGAAGUCACCAAUCUGGCAUCCCGCCGACUGUCCGUGAGCCCCUCCUGCACCUCGAGCACCUCCCACAGGAAUUACUCCUUCCGACGAGGGUCGGUCUGGUCGGUGCGUUCAGCUGUCAGCGCAGAAGAUGAGGAGCACACCACGGAACACACACCAAACCACCAUGUGCCACAGCCCCCACAGGCCGUGUUCCCUGCAUGCAUCUGUGCAGCAGUGCUGCCCAUCGUUCAUCUCAUGGAGGACGGUGAGGUGCGGGAGGACGGAGUAGCAGUGAGUGCUGUGGCCCAACAAGUCUUAUGGAAUUGUCUAAUUGAAGAUCCAUCAACUGUUCUUCGACAUUUUCUGGAAAAACUGACAAUCAGCAAUAGACAAGAUGAAUUAAUGUACAUGCUGCGCAAACUUCUCUUAAACAUUGGAGACUUUCCUGCUCAGACAUCUCAUAUCCUAUUCAACUACUUGGUGGGAUUGAUCAUGUACUUCGUGCGAACCCCUUGUGAAUGGGGAAUGGAUGCCAUUUCAGCCACUCUGACUUUCCUGUGGGAGGUGGUUGGGUACGUGGAGGGCCUUUUCUUCAAGGACCUCAAGCAGACAAUGAAGAAGGAACAGUGUGAAGUAAAGCUCCUGGUGACUGCUUCAAUGCCAGGUACCAAAACGUUGGUAGUUCAUGGACAAAAUGAGUGUGACAUUCCAACCCAGUUACCAGUCCAUGAAGACACUCAGUUUGAAGCCCUGUUGAAGGAGUGUCUGGAGUUUUUCAACAUCCCCGAAUCCCAGUCCACACAUUAUUUCCUGAUGGAUAAGAGAUGGAAUCUUAUCCACUACAAUAAGACCUAUGUUCGAGAUAUUUAUCCCUUCCGGAGGUCAGUAUCUCCACAGCUGAACCUCGUACACAUGCGUCCAGAGAAGGGACAGGAGCUCAUUCAGAAACAGGUGUUCACCAGGAAGCUGGAGGAGGUGGGGCGGGUGUUGUUUCUCAUCUCCCUCACGCAGAAGAUCCCCACAGCCCACAAACAGUCCCACGUCUCCAUGCUUCAGGAAGACCUCCUCCGCCUGCCCUCAUUCCCUCGGAGUGCGAUAGAUGCCGAAUUCUCACUCUUCAGUGAUCCUCAAGCUGGGAAGGAACUGUUUGGCCUUGACACACUUCAGAAAAGCUUGUGGAUCCAGCUCCUGGAAGAGAUGUUCCUGGGCAUGCCAAGCGAAUUCCCCUGGGGAGAUGAAAUCAUGCUUUUCCUCAACGUUUUCAACGGCGCUCUGAUCCUUCACCCAGAAGACAGUGCCCUGCUCAGGCAGUACGCUGCCACCGUCAUCAACACCGCCGUGCACUUCAAUCACCUCUUCUCUCUCAGUGGCUACCAGUGGAUUCUCCCCACCAUGCUGCAGGUAUACUCUGACUAUGAAAGCAAUCCCCAGUUACGUCAAGCCAUCGAAUUUGCCUGCCACCAGUUCUACAUUCUGCACCGCAAGCCCUUUGUGCUCCAGCUGUUUGCUAGUGUGGCCCCUCUCUUGGAGUUUCCUGAUGCUGCCAAUAAUGGGCCCAACAAAGGUGUGUCGGCUCAGUGCCUAUUUGACUUGCUACAGUCCCUGGAAGGAGAGACCACUGACACAUUAGACAUCCUAGAGCUGGUCAAAGCUGAGAAGCCUCUCAAGUCAUUAGAUUUCUGCUAUGGAAAUGAAGAUCUGACCUUCUCUAUCAGUGAAGCCAUUAAGCUCUGUGUCACUGUGGUGGCGUAUGCUCCUGAAUCAUUCAGAAGUCUUCAGAUGCUGAUGGUCUUGGAAGCUUUAGUUCCAUGUUACCUACAAAAGCUAAAGAGGCAGACAUCACAGGUGGAGACAGUACCUGCUGCCCGAGAGGAGAUUGCUGCCACAGCUGCUCUUGCAACAUCCUUACAAGCACUUUUGUACAGUGUGGAAGUCCUCACCAGGCCCAUGACAGCCCCACAGAUGAGCAGGUGUGAUCAAGGUCACAAGGGGACCACCACAGCCAAUCAUACCAUGUCUUCUGGAGUGAACACCAGGUACCAGGAGCAAGGAGCCAAACUGCACUUUAUCAGGGAAAACCUUCAUUUAUUGGAGGAAGGUCAGGGUCUUCCUAGAGAGGAACUGGAUGAACGAAUUGCUCGGGAAGAGUUCAGAAGACCCCGGGAAUCCCUGCUGAAUAUUUGCACAGAAUUCUAUAAGCACUGUGGACCAAGGCUGAAGAUCUUGCAAAACCUGGCUGGGGAGCCACGGGUCACUGCACUGGAGCUGCUGGAUGUGAAGUCCCAUAUGAGGUUGGCAGAAAUUGCACAUUCCCUUCUGAAGUUGGCACCCUAUGACACCCAGACGAUGGAAAGCCGUGGGCUUCGGCGCUACAUCAUGGAGAUGCUACCCAUUACUGACUGGACAGCUGAGGCAGUGAGACCAGCCCUUAUCCUCAUUCUAAAGAGAUUGGAUAGAAUGUUCAACAAAAUUCAUAAGAUGCCAACUUUGAGGCGACAGGUUGAGUGGGAGCCUGCCAGCAAUUUGAUUGAAGGGGUUUGUUUGACACUUCAGAGGCAGCCAAUCAUAUCCUUCCUGCCUCACCUUAGGUCACUGAUCAAUGUCUGUGUCAAUCUGGUGAUGGGAGUGGUAGGACCUUCCAGUGUUGCUGAUGGAUUACCCCUUCUUCAUCUCAGCCCUUAUCUCUCACCACCUCUGCCCUUCAGCACAGCUGUUGUCCGGCUUGUAGCAUUGCAGAUACAGGCACUAAAAGAAGAUUUUCCUUUAAGCCAUGUGAUCUCCCCAUUCACCAAUCAAGAGCGAAGGGAAGGGAUGCUUUUAAAUCUACUCAUCCCAUUUGUGCUCACAGUAGGAUCUGGAAGCAAAGAUAGCCCAUGGCUGGAGCAGCCUGAGGUGCAGCUGCUGCUGCAGACGGUCAUUAAUGUGCUUCUGCCACCCCGGAUCAUCAGCACUUCUAGGAGCAAAAACUUCAUGUUGGAGAGCUCCCCUGCCCACUGCUCCACCCCUGGGGAUGCAGGAAAGGAUCUGCGCAGAGAAGGGCUGGCUGAGUCCACCAGCCAAGCAGCAUACCUGGCUCUGAAGGUGAUUCUCGUCUGCUUUGAGAGGCAGCUGGGAAGCCAGUGGUACUGGUUGAGCCUGCAGGUGAAGGAGAUGGCUCUGCGGAAGGUGGGCGGCCUGGCCCUGUGGGACUUCCUCGACUUCAUUGUGCGGACCCGGAUUCCCAUUUUCGUGCUCUUGCGCCCUUUCAUCCAGUGCAAGCUUCUGGCCCAACCAGCAGAGAAUCAUGAAGAACUUUCUGCUCGGCAACACAUUGCUGACCAGCUGGAGCGGCGCUUCAUACCACGCCCUUUGUGCAAGAGUUCACUCAUUGCUGAGUUCAAUAGUGAACUAAAAAUUCUAAAAGAAGCGGUUCACAGUGGUUCAGCCUACCAAGGGAAGACAUCCAUCAGUACUGUGGGCACCUCCACCUCUGCUUACCGCCUGAGCCUGGCCACCAUGUCCCGCUCUAACACGGGCACGGGCACUGUCUGGGAGCAGGACAGCGAGCCAUCCCAGCAGGCUUCCCAGGAUACCCUGAGUCGGACUGAUGAGGAGGAUGAAGAAAACGACUCUGUAAGCAUGCCCAGUGUGGUAAGUGAACAGGAAGCUUACCUCCUGAGUGCCACUGGAAGACGUCGAUUCUCCAGCCAUGUCUCCAGCAUGUCUGCACCUCAGGCUGAGGUGGGCAUGUUACCCAGCCAGAGUGAACCUAAUGUCCUCGAUGACUCCCAGGGCCUGGCCGCUGAGGGCAGCCUCUCUAGGGUGGCAAGUGUGCAGAGUGAACCUGGCCAGCAGAACCUUCUCAUUCAGCAGCCACUGGGGAGGAAGAGGGGUUUGAGGCAGCUAAGACGUCCCCUACUGUCACGGCAGAAGACUCAGACUGAACCCAAAAACAGACAUGGGGCUCGGCUGUCAACCACUCGCAGAAGUAUUCAACCUAAGACGAAGCCAUCUGUGGAUCAGAAACGAUCUGUUACCUUCAUUGAGUCUCAGCCAGAGCCAACCGCUGCCCCAACAGACACGCUUCCUGCCAUAGGUCAACCACAGGGCUGCAGCCCAGCCCUGUGCAGGAAACCAGAAGGAUUGGACAAACCAGUCCUCACGUCUUCCCCAGCCAUAGUUGUUGCGGAUCUCCACAGCUUAUCUCCCAAGAGUGAACCCCUCCCCACUGAAGAAGGAGAAAAGAAGGAGGACACAGAAGCACAAGGUGCUGCAGCACACAGCCCCCUCUCUCCUCAGCUUUCAGACCCUGAUGACUUCACAGGCCUUGAGACAUCCAGCCUCCUACAGCAUGGAGACACUGUGCUUCACAUCAGCGAGGAAAAUGGCAUGGAGAACCCCCUGUUGUCUAGCCAGUUCACUUUUACUCCUGAGUUGGGGGAGACAGAUGUAGUCCUAGAUGAGUCUCAUGUUUAGUUCUGUAUCUUGUUAGUAUUGAAGGUAUAGAGAAGACAGGGAGAGGAUCACUCUGCUGAAAGUUGAAUACUUUUGCUUUUAAUUAAAAAGAAUAAUUAUAAAACAGCACUUUACAUCCAAUGAGCGGCACAAAUCUGAGUAGAUUUUGCUGCUAAUAUACCUAAUAAUGUAGGUUUCAUAAACAUCUUGAAAAUCAAAGGCUAAAAGGAUUUAGUUGUAUAAAGACCAGAAAAACCAGGGAAGAAUAAGGGGAAAGAGCCAUUUCACUGUACUUUGUGAUUCAAGAAGCCUUGAGCAGUUAAAAGUCUAUACUAUUAGAGCACUGCUUUCACAGGAAUAUUAACAAAUAAUAUAUUCUAAGAAAAGAAUGCAAUUUUUUGAGGUUGCUCACAUUAUACAUCUCAUGCAAAUGUUUAUUUUUAUAGCUUCAAAAAUAUUAAAUCAGGUGGCUAUACAAGUAGUGAUUUACAUGAUAAUAAUCAAUAUAGAGAAUAUUAAUUUGGGGUGAAUAAAUAACAAAUAAGCCUACAGCCAUUUUUGUUUUGGUCAACAAUGUCGACAUUUGGAAGAAGAAAAAAAUACUAUUUUUAGAGCUGUGGACUUUUCAAAAUUUAUUUUUCAACUGUCAUUUUCAGUGCACAUUUAAAUCAGAAUGCUGAUGCCAUAAGAUGAUUCCAUUUCAUAAUCACAUUAGAGAAUACUUGGAAAUUAUCAGUUAUUAUUCUGAAUUAAGAAUCUAAACAGCUAUAUAAUUCUAAAAUCUACAUGUAAAUAUAAUAGAUCAAAAGAGGUAGUAUUCCCACUUCUAGCCCUGACUACACCCAUGCCAAGAUUAGGAUUUAUUGGGAAAUGUGAUUACUUUCCCCUAUGGCAUCCCUGUGGUAUCCUGUGCCUGCCCUUCAGGGCAUAUUUUCAUACAUUAAAGUUAGUGUUGUUAGAAUUGGUUCAGUAAAAUAACUUUUUUUUUUCAAUAGUAAAAAUACUCUUAUGAUCCUUGGGACAUCUAUGUUUAUGAGGAAAAAUAUAUAAAGUUAGCCAUUUCUUCAUAGACACUCAGCUUGUACACUCAGCUUGUACAUUUUACAAAUAGGCUUUUAACUUGAAGUUCAGUUACUUUAAGAUAAAGUAUGAAAUUUGGAAAGCUUUGAGGCCAAUAUCUAGUGGAUUAUUAAAGGGCUGGGCAUCAAAGAAUACAAAAUAGAUUUUUGUAAUUUUAACAGUCUACAUUAUAAAAUUGUUACAUAACUACUGCACAUAAAAAAAUCCAUAUGCAUACCUAAAUUGGUAUGAUUGGGUGAGUGUGUGUAUUUUCUAGUCCUGAAGUAAAAGUUUAACAUAAACUUUUAUUACACUGAGAUUUAAAAUACAUUCUAUAUAUGUAAAUGUUGACUUUGUUGACUGUGAAAUGUAUAUGUAUAUAAAGAGGAAACCUACUAAACCCACCUUAGUCAUAAAGAAAAAUUAUUUUUCUGUUAGACUUGCUUAUUAAAUAGGCACUGUUUAUAUCAUAAUUUACAGUUUCAAAUAUAAUUUGGGGUUAUGGUCCCAUUUAUUAGGAGAAUGAAAGCUAUCUGUGAGUUAAUGAUAAAAGAAUAAAUUUAAAAUCUCAAAAUUCAGAAAAAUCAAGGAGGUAAAUGGCCUCUUUUAUGUUUUAUAACAUUUUCACAUUAUUUACACUUAAUGCUGAAUUAAUUCUCAAGUGCAAAAGUAGACAUAUAAGUGGUUUUCUGAUUCUGAUAUAUUUUACCUGCUAAAAAUCAUGCUGCUCAAUUAGCAUUAGAGGCCUUAUGUUUGGUAAUUACAAUUGUCUGGGCUAUGUGAGUCUUUCUAUAUGUGUGUGCUUUGUUCCAGUUUCUUGACUUUUGACUCAAAUUCUCUAUGUAUAUCAAAUAUUUAAAAAGUAAGGGGUCAUCCUAAAUAUCUUUAUUUAUUUACAUAUAUAUAUAUUUUAAAUGUAUUGAGCUGUUUUGAACAUGAUUUUGCUGGUCUUUCUGCCUUUUAGUCCAACUCUUUCACUCAAGUGUAUUCUCUUAGAAACUUUUUCAAUAAGCUAAAUCAUGUCAUACCUUGCAAAAAAAGAAAGAAAAAACCCUCCCAUUCUGGGAAACAGGGGCUUACAGCGUGGGAAUGUUUUCAUACUGGGACUACUGAGGUUUUUGACGAUGUGUGCGUCUGUUCCAUUGGAGGUGUCCUUAAAUGUGUUGAAUGUAAUGUGUUGAAUGUUUUAAGUGUAAUGGCUAAAGUAUCUAUAUGUAUGUGCAUAAGACCCUCAUGAGAAGUAUUCUCAGGAAUACUGUCACCUGGAGUUUGAAGGAAUAACUAUUUUUUAAAAACAACAGUCGGGGAAGGUAAGAAAAAAAGUUCAAGGUAAUUGACAAUCUUUUGUAUUGUUCAAAAUAUUAUUGACUACUUGACUAAAAGUUAAUUAUUACAUAUGAUAAAUACAGUAUGGUAAUAAUAGAUCAUUUCUUAAGCUAUGAUACUUACUGAUAUUUGUCUUAUUCAGAGGAAAAAAAAUAUAGGCACCCACUUCCCAUGUAUAAAAACUUGGGCACAACAAAAAUGUUGCUUAUUCAGAAAAUAAGAUUUGAGAGACCCUGGAAUAAACAUGUAUUAUCUAUAACAGUGGGUAUAGAUACAUAAUAUGCAGAUUCAAUUUAACCGGUUCAAAUCCUGGAUACUGAAUUUUCUAUAGUAAUCAUUUUACUUUAAUUUUUCAGUAUUUGCUGCUUUCUAUAAUUCUAUUAGAUAAAUUAUUUGAUUUUUCAGAAAAGGAAAUUAGUUCUUGGGUGCAUGUCCCAAGAUACUCAGAACUAUAGUGUCAAAGGCAUGAAUGGGCACAUGGUGUUGCUGGGGGGAGAGACUGCAGUACUGGUGAUCUGAUUAGGGUAUGUUGCACAGAUUGGGAGUAGCUAGUUUGCUACUUCAAGCCUCCAAGAAUACCUUAGACAGAAUGACAUCUCUUCUUUAGCAUCUGUUCCUUUAAGAAAGAACUUUCUCCACUCUGCUGCCCAGCUCUGAGAGUUUUUGAGAAAAUAGAGCAUAGGUAGAGAACUAUAGGAAAGAAAGGGCCAAAAAUGAAUAGAAUGGCAGUCCAAAAUAUGAAUUAAAUAUCCUUCCUCAAGUUAUACACUUUAAUAGAGCACAGUCUCUGGAAUUGCUGCUAUCACAUCAAGUCAUGCUAUUGCCCUGUGACCUCACACUUCCAAUUCCAUGGCCUUGAGUCUUGCAGUGAGUAAAAUAUCCCACUUCCUCAUUUACUUUAGUGGGUCUCAACUGCAGUAUUUCAAAAGCAAACUUUGAUUUGACACUCAGGAGAAUAAAAACAAGGGCAGGUUGUGUUUGGAAAAGCUUAAGACAAAUUUACUUAUAUUGUUUUAGGAUCAUUUAGGAUUACAGAUCUAUGUACCUCCAUAAUAUUUUUUAAUUGUCACUGUGACCACAGGAUGAAAGUCCUUUAUUAGCCAUUUUAUAGGUAAAAACAAAGGAUUGACUACACAGCCAACUUCCCUCAGAUGACUAUGAAAUCUGUUGUGAAUAUUGAAUGACCAAAGAGCAUGGAAAAAUGCAUAUGAAUAAAUACUGAAAUGUUUAUGAAAGAUAUUUAUGAAAGAUAUUGACUUCUGUGUUUGAAUAUGCACAUAUAAUAAAAAUAAAUCUAAGAGCAUUUAA